Molecule: messenger RNA, 1689 nt
Organism: Emericellopsis cladophorae
Lineage: Eukaryota; Fungi; Ascomycota; Sordariomycetes; Hypocreales; Bionectriaceae
Exons: 3
Coding region: 1-1689 (562 amino acids)
Cellular component (GO): endoplasmic reticulum; membrane
Molecular function (GO): long-chain fatty acid-CoA ligase activity
Source: RefSeq, a predicted model, not a curated record
AUGGGACUCUUCGACACCGUGGACGCUGGCAUCACCCGCCUGGUCGGCCAGUGGAACCUCUACACCACGACCCUCGCGACCAUCUUCGUCGUCCUCGUCUCGUACCGCGUCAUCUCGAGCCGCGAUCCCGAUGUGCACCCGAUGCUCCUGGCCCGCCAGGCCGUGCCCUCGACCGUGCGCAACGAGGGCGAGAGCGCCGUGUACCGCAGCCAGGCGGCGCCGCACGGCAUGCCGCUCAACAGCGGGCUGAACGUCAAGGAUCCUGGCGCGAGCAAGUGGUCCCGCGGACGCGAUGGGGAUCUGCGGGACGUAUGGAGGAAGGUCAUCGAGGGUGGCGAGAAUGGCGCCAAGGGGAGGCUGCUGACCGUCCUCGGGUCGGAAAAGGUGAUUGAGCACAAGCUUGAGGACAUCACGAGACAAAUCAACCUCAUCGGCCAGCACUUUACCGAGAACAAGGCCGCCCGCGUGGCCGUAUAUCUCCCCAACUCGAUCGAACUCCUGGCUACACUGUUCGCUGCUGCGUUCUGCCCCAACGUCACGACCGUCCUCAUUCCCUUUGACACCUCCGAAGACAACCUCAUCUCGAUGCUCCGUCAGGCCGAGGUCGAUACCGUCAUCACCGCAUCUGGCUCGUUUCCAUUGGACAAUGUCACCAAGUCGUAUCCAGCCCUUCGACAGCUGAUUUGGGUCGUCGAUGAGGGAAGCAAGCAUCUGGACUGGAACGAAGUCCCCGAAGGCGUCGGCAGUGCAGUCAACGUGGCCACAUGGCAGGACAUUGUUCACGAUGCGCCUGCUGCGGCAGGGUUGGAGCUACCAGCUACAGAUGCGACGACUACGCCAGGCGACAUUAUCACAUUCUGGCAGAACAGCCAGACGAGUCAGGCCCAGAUGGCCAGAUUCACGCAAGCGAACAUUGUGGCCGGUGUGGCUGCACAGCUGGCUGCUCUACCGCACAGGGAGCGUCUCAACGCGGCGGACCUGUUUCUGCCCGCCGACUCCAUGGUCCACAGCCACACUCUGGUCGUCACGCUGGCAGCGCUGUACUCGAACGCCUCGGUAGCCUUCAACUCGGUGGCUGAGCAGUCCUCGGACGUGGCCCUCGCCACGCAAGGCGUAGUACCCACCAUCCUCGUGGCCAGUCCCGAGACGCUGCUCAGGACGCACGGGGAGAGCGCAGGGAAGCUCACGUCCGCGCUUGCGAGCGCAUCGCACGCGCUGUCUACACGCUCACUGACACAGGAGGGCAUCUUCAACACGUCGAAUCUCUUGUCGCCAUUCUCCUCGGGCGCCAGGCCCGCGAUUGGCACGACGCCCGGCAAGCUGCGUCUUGUGUACGUUGCGGAGAGGGCGGGGGCCAGUACGCCCGCGCUGUCGUCUAGGGUGGUCUCUGAUCUCCGCAUCUUCACCGGUGCGCGGGUGAUCUACGCCCUGACGGCGGCGCCGGUGGCGGGCUCUGUCAGCCAGACGGCCUUUUUCGACUACCGUCUAGACGCUGAAAAUGGCAAGGCGCAUUUUGGCGGGCCUGUCACGAGCGUGGAGGUUUGGCUGAAGGAUACGGAUGUCAACAAGACGACGGAUGACAAGGUAGAAGGCGAGAUCAACGUGCGCGGACCGAGUGUCGCUGGCGGGGAGGCAAGCCUGGGUGUUGUUGGGCGAAUCAACGAGGACCACACCGUGGCCUACGCGUGA